This is a messenger RNA of Oryza sativa Japonica Group (Japanese rice), 1197 nucleotides long. RefSeq lists its product as uncharacterized. NCBI's taxonomy places the organism in Eukaryota, Viridiplantae, Streptophyta, Magnoliopsida, Poales, Poaceae. The record is from RefSeq and is a predicted model, not a curated record.
AACACCCUCCUGAACAAUAACCCUCGUGAACAAUCCCCUUGGUGGCGGCGACACAACUCACGCCAACAGAUUGCGCCUCCGCAUCUCGCAGCGCCUCCUCCGUCGUCGGGUGCGGGGUUCCGCCGCCGCUCGCGACCUGAGGGGCAGGGCCUCCACCGGCAGCCGUGGGCAUAGGACCUCCUCCGUUCGGCAGUUCACCAACAGCAUACCAUAUGACUGAUGAUGGAUCGAGAUUGGAUGAGUGAACCAAGAUCAUCCGCUGCUUAUAAAGAUCUAGAGAGAUCAUUUGUUCGGAUAAAGGCACUUGUGCGAAACAGAGCUUACCCAGAAGGUUCAAUUGCUGAAGGUUAUAUUGCAGAAGAGUGCCUGACAUACUGUUCAAGAUUUUUAGAAGGAAGUACACGCUUUACAAGAGCACCUAGAAACCCUGAACCUUCAGAUAAUAUAAAAGACAUUUAUAUGUUUGAGAGUGCUGGUGAACCAAUUGGCAAGGCCAUCACCAUAGGACGGUUUGACAACCAGCUUCUAGUGCAAGCACAUCGAUAUGUCUUGCGACAUUGUGAUGAACUUGAAGACUUUCGCAAAGAAUUUCUUGAUGAAGAGAAAAGAAAACUGCCUCAUACAACUAACUUGACACAGUCCGACGUCGACAGGUUGAUCAAUAGAAGCUUUGCUGAUUGGUUGGAACAAAAGGUUUUACAAAAUGGUGGAGUAGAUAUCGAUGAAAAGACGAGAGCGUUGGCUGCAAAACCGAACAAAACUGUUGUGUGCUACAGUGGCUAUAUUAUUAAUGGUUUCAGGUUCCACACUAUGAUGCGUGAGGCUGGCCGCUCCACUCAAAACAGCGGCGUAGUUAACAUUGCUGAUGAUGGUGUUAAUUACUAUGGCAGAUUAUCGGACAUCGUAGAAUUGUCAUAUAGAAAAUACAAGGUAGUGCUCUUCAGAUGUGAUUGGUAUGACGUCCAUCAUAAAGCCGGCAUCAAAAAGGAUGAAUUUGAUUUCACCCUUGUGAACUUCUCCCGAAAGAUACAUAGUGGAGAUAAAUUAGAUCAUGAUCCAUUUGUCUUUUCAUCACAAGUGGAACAGGUUUUUUAUGCUGAAGAUGCAAAAGCUAAAGGAUGGCACGUCGUAACGAGAUUUAAGCCCAGAGAUAUUUUUGAUAUGGGUGUGGAACAACAAUCUAAUGAAACAGAGUAG